AGGGGGCUGGGAGGAGGGGGCUGGAGUGGGGAAAAGUGAGGUGGAAUUUUGAACCAUGACCUCAUUAAAGUUCUGAAGUUUGGUUUGUAAUGUUUUGACAACAGCGUUCCUGAAGUUUCCGGAAUCGGAAGGAAAUUGAAACGUUCAGACUCUCCAGACUCCGAUUCCGUUGAACUUUUGACUCUGAUUUUGGAUUUUGGAUUCACUUGGUUGUAAACGUUCUUACAGCUCCUACUGUGAGCCUUUCACUAGUGAAAACCAGGAAUGUAUGGUAACCUUAGGUAAUUUCUUGGUUUUCUUGUAUGGACGAGUGCUUAUAGUUUUUAUACCUUGUAUUCAACAGAGUUCAAGCUGUAGCCGAGAGCUCCAUCCCGUCCCCGACACCCAUGGAUAUUGUUACUUCUGCAAGUUCACCGGAUUCGGCAACAGUUACCCAACCACCCGUCUCGCCUUCUGUGCUCAGCAAGACUCCGAAAAAAGUUCCCGCGGUGUGGAAAGGCUUUGUAAUGAUGCAGAGUGUUGCCAAGUUCGGUACCAGUGCUUACCGUGUGUCUGGCUCAUGUGACGAUCUGCUGCAGUUGUUACCGGACACGCUGCAUGUCCAGGGAAGAAUAGCUCAUGAACAAGUUUGGGAUUACCUCUUGCAGCUGAAGAGCUCCACGUCAAGGGAGGUGUGUGUGAUACGGUAUGAAGCAUCCUCUGAUGACGAGAAGCUGAGCUAUGUCUCCUUGUACUCAUAUUUCUACAGUCGAAAGCGCUGUGGAGUUGUCAGUAACUGUUACACAGGCGUCAAGGACAUGUACUUGGUUCCUUUAGCCUCGCAUCAACCUAUACCGCCAGAGUUACUGCCAUUUGAUGGACCUGGGUUAGAUGAGCAUCGUCCUCAUAUGCUUCUCGGUAUCAUAGUCCGAUCCAAGGUUCUGUUUAAACGCCCGCGUGCACUUAGUCAGCGUUCACUGUCACCACCGCCAAAGCGGCGAAACAGUUCAACGAGUGUGGAGACCAGCAGCAGUGAGGGAGGGACUGGGGAGAGUCCGACCAGCAAGCAAGGCCUGCUGACUGAACUGCAUGAUUCACCACCAGCUGAUAUUGAUGACAUUGUGUUCCAGUACAACACCACUCAAGCCAAGAUUGCUAGCAAAAAAACUACAGAUUCCCCAGCUAAAGCUUCGCCCACUUCUGAGACCUCGACACCGUCAAUGGCGUCAUCCUCUGGAGCAGUGGUGAGCUCUCCUUCUGUCCCCGCUGACAAGUCAUCUGUUCCUUCUCUUGAGGUACAGAAGCAACAAUUGCUGGAUCUUCAGGAGCGUGCUCGGCAGUACAUCUUGGCACAGACCCAGCGGAAAGAAACAGGCCCGGUUGAAGAUGAACUUCAGCAAGAGGCGGAGAAAAAAUCACAAAACCCAGACACAGGGAAAGUCGAGCUUAAGGGAGGGGAGGGUAAAGUGACUGAUGACGACGCUCCGUAUGAUCCAGAGGAAGGGUUGGAGCUUGAUCUUGAUUCCACUGACCCCACUGACCCCACCCCUGCCAAACCUGUGGUACCCGUGACAUCUCAGGAACUGUCUAAACCGUCUAGCCUUCAGAUGUUAGUUUCCACGCUUCAGAGGCUUCAAAGCGCUGCUGUUAAAAGUGUAAGCCCUCACUUGUCAUCACUCAGUACAGUACUACCAAUGGGAUCCUCUGCUGCAUCCAGUGACACUGUUUCUGCUGGCACAGCAGACACGGUCAAGAAACCUGCCGUUUCAGGAGGCUUUGCCAUCCAGUCUAUGGCAUCAGCCAGCAGUAUACUGCAGCCUAUUGUACCAGGCAGUCGGAAUGUACAGCCGGUGUCUUCUCCUGACAGUGCAACACAGCUUUCGAGUAGGGCUGGCCAACAGCUAACGUCAGCCAGCUUAACUGGACAGCCACUGCAGCGUUCAGUCACUGCUGACAGACAGCCAGUGUCAGCCAGUUCAGCUGGGCACAUACCACAGCGUGAUGCUGAGAGACAGCCAGUGUCGACCAGUUUAACUGGGUACAUGCCACAGCGUGAAACUUCCAGCAGUGGAAGUCCACACGGUAUUCGUGGAGCUCAGGUGUCGGGCUCCACCGAGCGCAGCUUUCAGUCUAGGGCCCCUGCUGAUCAGAGACACCAACCCACUCCUGAGGACAGUCGUCACACCAACAGAUGGAACCCGUCUGAACCACCAGAAGUCACUCGUCAAGUGAACAAUGUUACCCAACCGAUAGGCCAGUACAGCGGUCUUCGACCGGAGGAACGUGCGCGGCUGGCGGCUCACGAAUCCCGGUUGGAGUCACGGGAAAGCAGGCGAGUGUCUAGCGAGCACAGAGAUGAGCAUUGUGAGCAAAGAAGAAUGGACGACAGGACCAGAGGCGCUUGGUGUAGUGACACCCGCUAUCCCCGAGAUUCCCGACCCGGUGAUUCAAAUGAGCCGCGCUACCCCCGAGAUUCCCGACCCGGUGUUUCAAACGAGCCGCGCUACCCCCGAGAUUCCCGACCCGGUGAAUCAAAUGAGGUGCGCUUCCCUCGGGAUUUCCGAGCUGGAGACUCGCGGGGUGACUGGCGGCAUCAACACAGGCCUGGACGACAGUGGCACGAUGAUGAACAACGGCGAGAAAGGCACGGUUAUCCGCUGAACGAGCGACCAAGAUACGAGGAACGCAGAGAAGAGAGAAGAUUCAAAGAGCAUUGGAGCCGGGAUAGAUGGAGGCGGUGAUGAACACAUUCUGUUAGAGAAAGUUCUAUCUUAAGUUUGUAGACGUUAAUGACCGUUAAUAUAAUCCACAUCGUAGUCUUCCGAAGACUUCACGAAGUUAACCCAGACAGCCGAGGUCCUGUUACCGAUUGAUCCUCGAAGUUUGUCGGAAAUGUUUGUGUUAAUUGUAGAAUUUUACUUCUGGACGGUGGUAAGUUGUGUACAAAGAGAGCCUGACGUUUUAGAGAAGAUAUAGUGGUGUAGAAUUUUAACAAAGCCGUUCAAUGAAAGGGAUGUUUCUCCAACGCCUAAAAAGUGGUCUUUUUUCUCGUAAACGGAAUUACAGAACUCUAAACAAGAAGAGAGAGAGAACUUUAGUUCAAAUACUAAUUUCCCAUUCCCUGCUCUGCUCUCCCCUUCUCCUCCAACCCCCCACCCCUCACCCCACACACGCACCCUUUUCAAGAACGGAGUAUGAAACAAACUUAUUUUGACUUGCAUAGAUUACAAAGAUUUGAUCGUUAUACUAGAGACGGAUCACGGAUUAGUGCUGCAAUUCGCCUCAAGAAUAACAAAAACUUUGGCCCUUACAUUCGUGCA
Messenger RNA from Orbicella faveolata, 3299 nucleotides. RefSeq lists its product as uncharacterized. Gene Ontology annotation, molecular function: protein binding. The record is from RefSeq and is a predicted model, not a curated record. Gene Ontology annotation, cellular component: nucleus. Gene Ontology annotation, biological process: DNA-templated transcription. NCBI's taxonomy places the organism in Eukaryota, Metazoa, Cnidaria, Anthozoa, Scleractinia, Merulinidae.